Messenger RNA from Galeopterus variegatus (Sunda flying lemur), 2865 nucleotides. RefSeq names its product general transcription factor IIH, polypeptide 1, 62kDa (gene GTF2H1). The transcript has 14 exons. Bases 158 to 1717 code for a protein of 519 amino acids. Gene Ontology annotation, cellular component: transcription factor TFIIH core complex; transcription factor TFIIH holo complex. NCBI's taxonomy places the organism in Eukaryota, Metazoa, Chordata, Mammalia, Dermoptera, Cynocephalidae. The record is from RefSeq and is a predicted model, not a curated record. Gene Ontology annotation, biological process: nucleotide-excision repair; transcription by RNA polymerase I; transcription by RNA polymerase II.
CCCUCAGUAACAGAGGCGGUGGCGACGGCUGCAGCCACUGGGUUUCCGCCUUUUCCCAGCGGCGGCUUUAAGAAGCGCAGCGGAAGUCGACCCAACACAGCCCAGUCACUUAAUCCGUACCCAGAACUGUAGCUUCCACCUGCACAUUUUAGCCAUCAUGGCAACUUCAUCUGAAGAAGUUUUGCUGAUUGUGAAGAAGGUGCGUCAAAAAAAGCAGGAUGGAGCUCUGUACCUCAUGGCAGAAAGAAUUGCUUGGGCACCUGAAGGCAAAGAUAGAUUUACAAUCAGCCAUUUGUAUGCGGAUAUUAAAUGCCAGAAAAUCAGUCCAGAAGGAAAAGCUAAAAUUCAACUUCAGCUGGUCCUGCAUGCAGGGGACACAACUAACUUCCACUUUUCCAAUGAAAGCACAGCAGUGAAAGAGCGAGAUGCAGUAAAGGACCUUCUUCAGCAGCUGCUGCCCAAAUUCAAGAGGAAAGCAAAUAAAGAACUAGAAGAGAAAAACAGAAUGCUGCAAGAAGAUCCUGUUUUGUUUCAGCUUUACAAAGACCUUGUUGUGAGUCAAGUGAUCAGUGCUGAGGAAUUCUGGGCCAAUCGUUUAAAUGUGAAUGGGGCAGAUAGUUCUUCCACAUCCAAUCAUAAGCAGGAUGUUGGCAUUUCUGCAGCAUUUCUGGCUGAUGUCCGGCCCCAAACUGAUGGCUGUAAUGGCCUGAGAUAUAAUUUAACCUCUGAUAUCAUUGAGUCCAUAUUUAGGACCUAUCCAGCAGUAAAAAUGAAAUAUGUAGAAAAUGUUCCCCACAACAUGACAGAAAAGGAAUUCUGGACACGUUUUUUCCAGUCCCAUUAUUUUCACAGGGACCGGCUGAAUACAGGGUCAAAGGAUCUCUUUGCAGAAUGUGCCAAAAUAGAUGAAAAAGGGUUAAAAACAAUGGUUUCAUUGGGAGUGAAAAACCCACUACUAGAUUUGACUGCUUUGGAAGAUAAACCAUUAGAUGAGGGCUAUGGCAUUUCCUCUGUGCCAUCUACUUCCAAUUCUAAAUCCAUAAAAGAGAAUAGUAAUGCUGCCAUCAUCAAGAGGUUUAACCAUCACAGCGCCAUGGUCCUGGCAGCAGGUCUCAGGAAACAAGAAGCACAAAAUGAACAAAAUGGUGAGCCCAGUGGCAUGGAUGGAGACGCAGGAGAUGCAGAUUGCUUUCAACCAGCAGUCAAAAGGGCGAAGUUACAAGAAUCCAUUGAAUAUGAAGACUUGGGGAAAAAUAAUUCUAUAAAAACGAUUGCACUAAACCUCAAGAAGUCAGAUAGGUAUUAUCAUGGUCCAACUCCAAUCCAGUCACUGCAGUAUGCAACGAGUCAGGACAUUAUUAAUUCUUUUCAAAGUAUUAGACAAGAAAUGGAAGCUUAUACACCCAAGUUAACUCAGGUUCUCUCAAGUAGUGCUGCCAGUAGUACUAUCACAGCGCUGUCACCUGGAGGAGCACUUAUGCAGGGAGGGACACAGCAAGCCAUAAACCGUAUGUGCUGGGCUGCCUUCUACUCUUAUGUAGUGAAAAUGAAAAGUAAUCUGGAACGAUUCCAAGUUACAAAGCUCUACCCAUUCCAAGAAAAAAUUCGGAGACAGUAUUUAAGCACAAAUUUGGUAAGUCACAUAGAAGAGAUGCUCCAGACAGCCUACAACAAGCUCCACACGUGGCAGUCACGUCGUCUGAUGAAGAAAACGUGAGGUAUCCAUGGUGCUCACAGGUUUUGUGAGAUCGGGAGAACUGUUACCUGCAGUGACUCUGGAAACCUGGCCUGUCAGACAUGCAGAUGACCACACAGGAGUGAUAAGAAACAUCUGCACCAUGCCAACUCCCAGAGCUGAUGCUGUUGUACUUGCACAUUGGGAACUGAAAGGAAGGAAGGGACUGUGGUUCAACUGAAUGCUGGGGAGGUAAAUUAAGGCAGAACCAAAUGAGCUAAGUUGCAAAUAUAUACAUACACACAUAUAUAUAUAUUUUAAAAGACUGUUUACUGCAGUUACUCAGGAACUGCUUUUGAUUCACAUUAAGCUGCUUUCAGAAAUUUGAAAAAAAAAAAAAACUUUUUUAAAGGGUGCAUUGAUAAAACCUGAGGUUUUUUCUGUGUAAAUUUUUUUCCUAAGUUUAUGGCACAGGGUAGACCUUAAGUAUUUCUCCUUCAUCUUUGAACCUCCACUUGGAUCCUCAAGUUUUACUGAAUUCUAGUUAUACAUAAAGUCAGCAAGUUAAAAAGCUUACUUUAAAUAAGGCAGAGGGAUACUGUUGCUCAACCAUCAGGAAACAGUUAUAGUCAGAAGACAUCAUUGGUCCUGUGUUUCCUAAGGAAAUAAGAAACUAAAUAUUGCACUGAAUGUUUGUGGUAUGGAGUCCCUAAAUAAUAAAGAGGGAACAUAUUUGCAGAAAGUUGUGUGGGGUUUUUUACGCAGAAUUUUGUCAGAAGACAAUGGCACUGCAUGUUUUUCUUUGAGUGCAAAUGUACAUUGCUAAGAUUUUUUUUAAAGAUGGCAUGUGCUUUGAAAAGAGGAAGUUGCAUUUUUAAGAGUUUAAAAAUCUUAUCAGUGAGAAAUAUAAGAAAUCUUACUUAUUUUCACCUCUUUAGAAGAAAUAAAAGAUGUUUCUCAUAUCUCUUUUUCUCUAGUAUCUGUUACUGUCCUUGGCGAAUUGAUAAUCAUUGCAUAGUGACUGAAAAGCCUAAAUGCAAAAAAAAAAAAAGAAAAAAUGUUGUUUCUGGAAUUUGUGCCAUAAUUUGUUCCUAAUAGGAUCAACUCACUGUUUAUCUAAGACUUAGAUGUCUUGUAUUAAAAAUUACACAAACAAGUAAAACUUUUUAUAAAUACUCUUUCAACCGUAA